ACUUUGUAAUUAUUUUUGUUUGUUUAGGACCAUGCAAUUUUUAUAUACAAUAAAUUCAGAGUUAAUUAUGGUGUAAACAAACAAAAUUAACGGCGUUUCCAUUUUUAGAAAUGUUUAUUGAGAUUCAUCUUAUCUUGAUAAUUUCAAAAUUUGAUUAACUAAUAAAAAACUUUAGGUUUUCGCGUGUGGUCAUUAGUCGCCUACUACGUUGUACACAAUUGUCUGCAUAAAUUCAUUCAAAACAUUCGGUACAUCCGGCCGAUCUGUUUAACCGUUCAUUUUUGGAUUAUUAAAAAAAAUCAAGAAUAGUUUGUAAUACCGCCACAGUUUGAUAUAAAUACACAGCGGGAUGGAUUAAGAAACCUAUAUGGGCCUCGAAUCGAUACCUUGAAAUGUGACUCCUAUGGAAAAUAUCGCUGUCAUAAAAAAGUGAUGAUCAAAAACAAAAAACUGUAUGUCACUAAUCAUUACGGGCCAGUAAAAUUUGUGAUUCGCCCUUUAAGCUCAUGGGCGCUGGGGCAUUCGGCCUUAUUUUCCCCGUUAAGUCGGGCCUGUUUAUUUAUUAUACAAAAAUGCAUUUAGACUCUAUUUGAUUAAUGGCUAAACAAUCGUUUUCGUUCCCACGUUGAUCACGUGAAAAAAUCUAUUGAUAAAAAUAGCGGAGAAUUCCGUUUUUGUAUGUGUGUCUGGCACAAAACUGCGCAUUACCCGAGUCCUCUAUAUGAUUAAAUUCCUUAGCCUAACUGAUACGCUCAAUCCAAAGAUCGAAAUGACGAAAUUUUAUCGACAUCAAACGUGUAAAAAAAGUAUCCGGAAAAGUAUGACGACAGUUGCUGUCUAUUUUCCGUUACAAUCGCUUGUACAUCGAGAUCUCUUCGCACCAAGUCUCUAUACGCGCCGACCGAGGCAUCGCGACCAUUUCGUGGGAAUGUCCAAAGUGUUUCUAGGCGGAAGAUUCCAAACAAAAGUAAAGCUCAAAAGAUAGUUAACAUUUGUUAUCCUCUAUUGGAUACAACUAACAGUUCUUCGGUAAAUAUCUGCACACACUAAAUGGCUAACAAAACUGGAAUUGGUUUAAACGUUGAAGAAGUAAAAAAUAGAAAAUUAUUGCACGAUGAGAAUUUGCGUGGUGACAGGAUUGCGAUAUACGCCAAAAAAUUCGAAAUACUCAGGGAAGAGAUGGUUAGUUCCGGAAUGCUCAGUGACUGCAUUCCGAUCAUCAUGGAUUUAAUAACGUGUGAAUUAAAAGUGGACAAGGGAACCCGUAAAACUAUUCUACACAAUCUCAUUCAAAUGGUCGUCGCUUCUAAUGCGGUGGUAAAAAGACUUGCAACUCUAUGGAAAGCGGAUGUUUUAAUGAGAGAUCUCUUAAAGGUGAUCCGUGAACACGUCAUGACUCAGUAUAAACAUUAUCAAUUAUACGCCCACCAUACAGUGUCCGUUUUAAAAGGUCUCUCUAGACUAAUGAAAAAGAACAAAGCAAAAGAAAAUGAAUUUAUCAAAACUACAUAUAUAUUAGGCGAUGACAAAUGCACUGUUUUGAAUGCACUUAUGGUGCCAUUACAAUAUUUAUCUAACAUGAACAGAAAAUUUGACGAGUUAGCUCACAUGGUCUUAGAAAAAAAUGACAAAAUGUAUUUAGACGACAUAUUACAAUACAUGAAACAGGUUUUUAACAAAAUUCAACCAAAACUCGAUAGUAUGUCCAAAGUAAUUGAUGAUAUUUUCGUGCGGUACGAAAGGAGAUGUCAAAAGAGAAACAUUGUCGAUGAAAGAUGGAAGAAACUCAAAGAAAAACUCAAAGAAAUAUUUGAAAACACUAUCGUAAAACCUUGUUUGUUUACAAUGAAUUUGUACAUGAAUUAUUAUUUUCCGAACGAAGAUCAAAUGAAAGACUUUAUGGAAAAUAUCGUUAAAAAAAAUUAUUAGAAGAAAUAUUAAUAUUAAAAUUGAUAUUUUACAAAUACAAAAAUUUAUAAAUGUAUAAAUAGUUUUUAUAGAAUAAAAAGGAGAUAAUUAAAGAAUAAAAGGUAUAUUAAUGAGUUAUGAGACUUUAACGCGUGUAAAUAAGAAUAGAUGUUUUUGUAUGUAUAAAUAAAUUAUGCAAUUAAAUCGUACACAUUUUUUAUUAAAGAACUAUAAAUAUGUUAAUAGAGAUUUGAUUUUAUGUUGUUGUUUUUUUUAUUAUUAUUUUUAUAUUGAACUUUUUUAUAUAUUGCUAUUAUUGUUUUGUAAAUUUUUAUUUAUUCUUUGGAAUUGUUUUUUAUACAUUUUUGUAGAAUAACUUGUGUAUAAAUGUAU
Messenger RNA from Daktulosphaira vitifoliae (grape phylloxera), 2301 nucleotides. RefSeq lists its product as uncharacterized. The record is from RefSeq and is a predicted model, not a curated record. Lineage: Eukaryota; Metazoa; Arthropoda; Insecta; Hemiptera; Phylloxeridae. Bases 1051 to 1929 code for a protein of 292 amino acids. The transcript has 8 exons.